AUGAGAUUGGGAAUACUUCUACUGUUUAUCCUGGGAAUGUGCCAGUGCAUGUCAUACAAGGAAAUAGAGCAAGUUGCGCUGUACAUAAAGGCAUUACAAGAUGCCGGACACACAACUAUAUUCUCGCUAUUUAAUAUAGACAGAAACGCAAGCAGGCAAGAAAUUACCAAAAGCCAAUCAAAGCUUAUAAAGGAGUGUUACAUAUCCAAAAUAAAGGGAAGGUCCAUGCCAGUCGGAAAGAACUUGUCUGAAAUGGAAGCAAAAUCAAUAAUAGUCAAUGGGUACCAAAUACUCACACAGCCAAAAUUAAGAAAGGCGUACGAUUGGAUACUAGAUGAAGCACACCCACAGUUCAUGGAGAAUUACAAGUCUAGAACGCACAAGAAAGCACGCGUACCCAUUGUCAUGCCAUCUAUUGGUGUAUUGAUUUUUAGUGUUAUAUUUACACUGGUUGUGUUUGAUGGUAUGCGAGUAUACAUAUCACAGAAGAGUGAAAUUAAAAAAGCAAUGAAAUCCAAGAUCAGUAAAAAAGAGAAAAAACAACUGAAAAAAAUGAGUAUCAGUAUGAAGGACAUGUAUAUAUGCAGAGGAUACAAUGCAUGCUAUAAUAUGAUUGCAAAAUUUGGGGGAAAACCAGAGAGUAAUUAACCCAAAGAUAUAAAAUAAAUUGAG
Molecule: messenger RNA, 672 nt
Organism: Nematocida parisii ERTm1
Lineage: Eukaryota; Fungi; Microsporidia
Exons: 1
Coding region: 1-648 (215 amino acids)
Source: RefSeq, a predicted model, not a curated record